AUGAAGCAAAAGAUAGGCCAAUAUUCCGUCUCUCGCACGUUGGGUGAAGGCGCGUACGGGAAAGUGAAAUUCGCGACCAUGAAACAAGCGAAAGACCCGUACGCGAUUAAAAUCUUAAACCGGCAGAUGUUGCAAAGAGUGGACGAGAAAGAAAUGCUCUUACAAGAAAUAAAAACCAUGGCGGAAGUUUUCCACCCGUACGUGGUAAACUUAUUCGAAGUUUUAUCGGGACAAGAGGAGGUGUAUUUAGUUUUGGAGUUUUUAAGCGGCGGAGAACUGUACGAUUUGGUGAAGCAAAGAGGCAAGUUGGAGGAAGAUUGCGCGCGAGUCUAUUUUCAACAGAUUUGUCAAGGAGUAAGGUUUUGCCACUCCAGAGGGGUGUUCCACAGAGACUUGAAACCGGAGAAUAUAUUCUUAGAUCACGAGAAGAAGACGUGUAAAGUCGGAGAUUUCGGCUUAGCGGCGCAAAAAGUGAACACGGAUGGGUCUUUACGAACUAUUUGCGGGACGCCGAAUUACGCGGCGCCGGAAGUCAUGGCGGGGUCGAGACGGUUGAAAAAGCUGAAAGCGUUCGAGGAUGAAUACACGAAAGCGAAAGCGGAAGGAUACGAUGGGAAAAUCGCGGAUAUUUGGUCGUGCGGGUGCAUUUUGUAUUUCAUGUUAACUGGAGAUUGUCCGUUUUACGGCGCGAACUUUGUCGAGUUACAAACGCAAGUGCAAAAAGUUGAGCCGUAUUAUAACGCGGAAGUUAUCGCGAGAAAAGCCAUCAAGGUGCUCGAGAUUAUCUUGGUCAAAGACCCGAAGAAACGAGCGACUUGGCCGCAAAUUUUCAAGAAAUCUUGGUUUCGACAAAAUGGGUUCAAACCGGUGAAGAUUAAAAAGUUACAAACCAGUUCGCGGUCGGUGGUGGAUGUUUCCUUGGAAAAAGGCGUCUCCGAUUCCGUCGUGGAACGAGAAUUGAACAACCAAAGCGACGGGUCGGACUUUUCUGAUUUUAGCAACGAAGGCGACGACGUCUGGGACGAAGACAACGAUACCGAUCACACGCUCUCGAGAGAGAAUUCGCAAAAUCCCACCGCCGGGUCUCCCAAAGGAGGAGGAGGAGGAAAGAGAGGCAUAUUCUCUUCUUUACAACGCCAACAGUCGACGAUGUCCAACUUCGACCGAGGCUCGAGCCAAGAAGUUAUCCGGAAAAUCAACGCGUUCGAACUUAUGAAUUUAACCACGUUCGACUGCACGCACAUGUUCGACGACUACUCCAACGUUUCCAACUCCACGACUCGAUUCAUCUCGUCCUCGAGCGUCACAGAAAUCGAAAAAGCCGUCGUUUCUACCGCGAAAAAAGCCGGAUGCGAAGUCAAAGCCACGCCCGGUAAACCUAUUCGAUUACGACACAACGCCUCCGCGGUCCAAAUCGUCGUCGAAAAAUACGAAAUCGUCCCCGGAAUAUACAUGGUCAACUUCAAUCGAUUGAGCGGGAAUCGAGACGCGUAUUACGAACUCUAUUACGACAUGAAGAAAAACAGCUCGAUCAAGAAGUUAGCGCUGAGCCAAUCCGGCAAAAACUUGGCUUCGGCUGCUGGCGGCGAAUAA
Bathycoccus prasinos is the source of this 1593-nucleotide messenger RNA. RefSeq lists its product with no specific name. Bases 1 to 1593 code for a protein of 530 amino acids. Gene Ontology annotation, biological process: protein phosphorylation. Gene Ontology annotation, molecular function: ATP binding; protein kinase activity. The record is from RefSeq and is a predicted model, not a curated record. NCBI's taxonomy places the organism in Eukaryota, Viridiplantae, Chlorophyta, Mamiellophyceae, Mamiellales, Bathycoccaceae. The transcript has a single exon.